Molecule: messenger RNA, 1050 nt
Organism: Malaya genurostris
Lineage: Eukaryota; Metazoa; Arthropoda; Insecta; Diptera; Culicidae
Product: transcription termination factor 4, mitochondrial
Exons: 2
Coding region: 82-996 (304 amino acids)
Biological process (GO): regulation of DNA-templated transcription; mitochondrial ribosome assembly
Cellular component (GO): mitochondrion
Molecular function (GO): double-stranded DNA binding
Source: RefSeq, a predicted model, not a curated record
UGAUCAACAUUUUGGAUACGAGCACGGUGCAGUGAAGUAUCCACCCGUGAAACAGAUCAUAACAUCAUAACCGUUCCAGAAAUGAUUGCAAUUCUACGGCGAAUCAAUGGUGCGCGAAGCUUUUGCACACAACCACUUCCUCAACUGAUCGAUUCCCUCGCAUCGACCGUUACCGGUCUAGAUAAGCCAACGUUGAAUAAGUUAUUUGAAUCUUCACCGGAACUAACCCGAUAUGGGCCCGCUCAGUGGCAGCGGCUCCAUCAGUUCAUGAAACAGGAAGGUAUUGAAAUGCCUCAUUUCCUGUCGAUAGUAGCCGGUAAUCCGGAACUGCUGGCACGAUCUACCGAUCAAAUUAGCAACAGUAUGAAUUGCUGGCGGUCCUGCCAGUUCGGGGACAAACACACGCAGGCAUUACUGUCGGCCCAUCCUCAACUACUAGACUUAACAGACCACAAUCAACUGGCUCAACGAAUGACCUUUCUGUAUUCACACUUCGAGACGCGCAAAAACGUUUGGCGUUUAUUUUUAAACUGUCCCAACCUGGUAACGGACAGUUCCACAACGAUACAGGCUAAAAUCGAUUACUUUCUGCAGCGAAUGCGAGUCGAGGUUCUGGAGGUGGUUAAAUCUUGUGCAUUUGCUGCCGACUUAGACAAAAUCCGCUGCCGUCAUGUGUUUCUUGAACGACUUGGGUUAUUUAAACCAAGAAAGCUAAAAGCCGAUCCCGGAGAACCAAGCGACAAUCCGAAACUACACCAAAUAACAGAUACCACGGAUAAACGGUUUGCCGUGAAGGUUGCUUACGUCACACUGGAAGAGUUUGAGGUGUUUCAGGAAUUGUUCGAAAAAGAACGAAACCGGGCCGAGAACAGAGAUGAUGAAUUCAGCAAACAAGAGGACGAAAGUUUCGAUGACGAUGAUCGGAUAGAUGCUGACAGCGAAGCAAGAAAACUAAAGUAUCGAAAGACACCACGAAGAAAGCAUGCGAAACGUUAGAUCAUUACCCUAGGAUUUCUUUGCAAAUAAACAAAGCUCUGUUUUGCGAUAGUU